Molecule: messenger RNA, 964 nt
Organism: Aaosphaeria arxii CBS 175.79
Lineage: Eukaryota; Fungi; Ascomycota; Dothideomycetes; Pleosporales
Exons: 2
Coding region: 1-627 (208 amino acids)
Source: RefSeq, a predicted model, not a curated record
AUGCCCGCCCUUCGCGAGUCCCCAGAUGCGCCGGCCUCACAAUCACAAUCGCAAUCCCUCGACCUCGACCUCGACACCCUCGUCCCGCGCGCACCCGCGCUCCCCCUCCCCCUCGACCUCCCCCUCCCCCAACCCGCCUCCCACGCCUCCACCGCCCAAAAGCGCGCAACCACAAUCUACCCCGGCAUCAUCCCCUCGUACUACACCGCCAACGGCCCAUCCCCGGGCCUCGUCGUCGGCAUCGUGCUCGGCUCCGUCGCGGGAUUCCUGCUCGUCGUGUGGCUCCUGUUCUCGCUGUUCGCGCUGUCCGGGAGCAGCGGGGGCAUGAUGCGGCGCGCGAACAUCGCGGGCGAGGAGGAGAUCGUUGUGCGGAGGCGGCGGGGGUCCGGGUCUGCGGCGAGGACGUCGAGGAGGAGUACGAGGACGGAGGUUAGGGAGUAUAGUCGGAGUCCGAGGCGGAGGAGCCAGACGAUUGUGGAGGAGAGGAGAGGGGGUGGGGGAAGGCAGAGGAGCAUUGUGGUGGAGGAUAGGAGGGUGCCCGGGGACGAUGUGGUGGAGGUUAUUGAGGAGCAUGAUCAGUAUCGUGAGAGGAGGGGGAGUCGGAGGGGGCCGGGGGGGUAUCGGUGAUACUAAACAUCCUCCCUUCGAAAUCUCCACGCGCAAUUGUACAUCCUUCCCCUUUCUUCUUCUUGUCAGUUCUCGACUUUCUGAUUUUUCUCCCUGUGUAUCUGUUCAUUUUCUUUCUCGCUGUGGAUUUUGCUUCUUGUGUUUUAAUUGAAAGGCGAAAUGUGUCUGUAUGUAUGGCUGGCGCCUACGGCGGUUUUAUAUGAGACCACGCGCUGGGAUGGGAUGGGAUGGGAUGGGAUGGAGUUGUCUAAGGCAUGGUGUUUGUACGGGGCACGGAGGAUUCAUGUGUAUAGUUUGCAUGUCACAGUAGCAUCAAUUGAGAGGAACGAUGAAUUGC